Musa acuminata AAA Group (dessert banana) is the source of this 3860-nucleotide messenger RNA. RefSeq names its product trihelix transcription factor GTL1. The coding region runs from base 1051 to 3378 and encodes 775 amino acids. The record is from RefSeq and is a predicted model, not a curated record. The transcript has 3 exons. NCBI's taxonomy places the organism in Eukaryota, Viridiplantae, Streptophyta, Magnoliopsida, Zingiberales, Musaceae.
CGCUUUCCCUGUUCACAGUCUCAGAGAUAUAUAGAUAUAUUUCCUGCACCUCCGGCUACUAUCAACCGGGUCUAAAGGCUGGGCCACCACACGGCAGAAGGGCGACCAUCAUGGGAUCGCAAGGCUGUGAGCUGCAGGGGUGAGCAAGAAGGUGAAGCAACUUCUGUGGGUGGUGUUAUUUACUUGUGGGAGACUUGCAUGCAUGAAUGAUGUUACCAACCAGGCUUGAGGUGGGAGAGCAUGUGGGGGGAGGGAUAAAUUUACUCGAGAUAUUCCAUGCCGACGGUGCAAGAUUACUUCUCUUUCUUGCACAGUACUCUCUCUCUCUCUCUCUCUCUCUCUCUCUUCCCCUCUUGCUUCAGGUACAAACCUGAGCUUAUAUCUGAUCUAUCUUUCUCUCUCUCUGCUCUGUCCUUUGGGUGUUAACUAUUCUUAGGCACAAAGUAAGCCUCCCUGACAACGCAGCAUCUCGUUUGUUUUAUCAUUUGCCAUCUCUUCUCUCUCCUCUUUCUCACAUCAUCAUCAGCAUCAUCAUCUGCCCCCCUCCCUCGCCUUCUUUCUACUCCCUGGCAUUCCAUUAUCUCUUCUCUCUUUCACGUUGUUGGAUCUUUCUUUCUCUCCCACUCCCCUUCGUGUUCUUCAACCUUCACCCCCCACCCCCCAACCCUCCCCCCGCGCGGGGGGUCUGUUGCAUGGUGAGCUGAAUUACUCAGCGUUUUGUUAGGAGAAGAGGUAUUAGUUUUCUGUCUAAGCUGGGUUUGGAAUUGGAUCUCUCUCUCUCUCUCUCUCUCUCUCUCUAUCUCUCUCUCUCUUUCCAGUUGUUCGUGCUCCCAUCUUUUUCACCCCUUCAUGUACUGGGUUCCUUUUCCAAUUCUCCGACUGCGCCAAUCCCCACUUCCUCCCCUCUGUCUCCCCGCUGAGGUGUGAGAGAGAGAGAGGAGGAGGAGGAGGGAGUCGGUGUACCGAUCAAGCCACGCACUGUGGUAAUAGAGAGUAGCGGAUUGCUCAAAAGCGUAGAAGAGGAGAGCAAAUAAUAAUAAAUCCAAGGACAUGCAGCAACAGCAGCAGCAGCAGCAGCAGCAAGGAGGGGCCACGUACGGGUUGCCGCCCUCCGAAAUGGCCCCAUUCUCGACCUCUGCGGUCGGCCCCGGGGCGCACCUGCUCGGAAUUCCCGGCCCCGAUCCCCUCCAGCAGCAGCAGCCGCUGGCCGAGACCGCGUCGCCCAUCAGCAGCCGACCACCUCCAGCUGGAAGCGCGCCCUCUGCCGAUUUUGACGAGCUAGUCCCCGCGGUGGCCGGCAACUUCCCCGACGACGUGGUCCUUGCGGCGGGCGACGACGCCGAGAGGGGUACCGGCGCCACCGCCAACCGAUGGCCGCGGCAGGAGACCGUCGCCCUGCUCAAGAUCCGUUCCGAGAUGGACGCGGCCUUCCGGGACGCCACCCUCAAGGGCCCUCUCUGGGAGGAGGUCACCAGGAAGCUGGCGGAGUUGGGCUACAAGAGAAGCGCCAAGAAGUGCAAGGAGAAAUUUGAGAACGUGCACAAGUACUACAAGCGCACCAAAGACGGCAGGGCCGGACGGCAGGACGGCAAGAGCUACCGCUUCUUUAGUCAGCUAGAAGCCCUCCACAGCGGCAGCGCUGCCGCCUUUCCUCCUCCUGCCGUCGCUGCUUCGUCCGCCUUCAGUGCCGCCAUGGCGGGCCCACCACCCGGGAGAGCUCAGCCUAUCUCUUCCGUGGCCCCACCGACCAUGGCGAUGCCAACCAGGGCGGUUAUGCCCGAGAUGACCCCUCCCCUCGGUGGCCUCCAAGGAAUCUCGAGCCUGGCCACAGGCGGCGCCGCCGCCGCCGCCGCCAUGGGAAUCAGCUUCUCCUCGAAUUCGUCCUCUUCGUCGUCGUCCGAGUCUGACGAGGAGACGGAAGAGGCCGCGGAGAGACAGGAAGGGAGAAAGCGGAAGCACAGCGGCCGUGGGUCGGGAAAUAGCCGGAAGAUGAUGGCAUUCUUCGAUCGGUUGAUGAGGCAGGUGAUGGAGCGGCAGGAGGUGAUGCAGCGGCGGUUCUUGGAGGCCAUCGAGAAGAGAGAGCAGGACAGGAUGAUACGAGAUGAGGCGUGGCGGAGGCAGGAGAUGGCGCGGCUGAACCGCGAGCAGGAGGUCUUAGCGCAGGAGCGCGCCAUGGCGGCGUCACGGGACACCGCCAUAAUCUCCUACCUGCAGAAAAUAAGCGGCCAGACCUUCCGGGUGCCCGCCAUGCCUGCCACCCCCAUCUCCAUUGUGCCGCUUCCCCCCCAUCAGCCAUCGCAUGCUCCGCCGCCACAACCAGCGGCUCCCCAGCAACAACUACACCCCCCACCGCUGCAGCAGCAGAAACCGGUACAGCCACUCCCUCAGAAGCACGAGGUUCAGCGACACCUCCAAAGCAGCGAGAUCGCUCACCACCAGCCGUCGUCCGCAACGGAGUCUGUCCCAGGUUCGGAGCCUCAGGAUGCGGUCGGACGUGCGAACCUGCAGGAGGCCAUGUCGUCAUCCUCCCGGUGGCCAAAGGCGGAGGUACAUGCACUGAUCAAGAUCCGGAGCGCGCUGGAGUCCAAAUUCCAAGAUGCUGGCCCGAAGGGGCCACUAUGGGAAGAGAUCUCCGCCAGAAUGCAGCAGCUCGGCUACAACCGGAGAGCCAAGCGGUGCAAGGAGAAGUGGGAGAACAUCAACAAGUACUUCAAGAAGGUGAAGGAGAGCAACAAGCUUCGGCCCGAGGACUCCAAGACCUGCCCUUACUUCCACCAACUGGAUACCCUCUACCGCAACAGGCUCCUUGGAAGCAGCAGUGGCAGCGGCAGCGGCAGCACUGCGGGAAUUCAAGGGCAGCAGGGCCACGAAACCAAUCCCCCUUCCAGUCAGCAACAAGGUAACGCGCUAACGAUCAUGCCACAACAGAAGGCAUCACCACCACCGCCACAGUCACCGCAGCAGCAGCAACCUGCCACAGAGGUUGAAAGCAAUAAUGGGAAGAGCAGCAGCGACAACAAUCAAAACGGUGGGAACUCCGAGGGUGGCGAGGGUCCAGGUGGUUCAGAGGUACCGACUAGCAACGGAGAGCUCUCCCCGAGCUUCUUCGAUGUGGGAUUGAAGAAGCCAGAAGACAUUGUGAAGGAGUUGAUGGGGGAACCGCCACAGCAAUCUGUGAUGGACGACUACGAAAAAUUGGACGAAGCUGACAGCAUCAACCUCGACCAAGACGACGACGAAGACGACGACGACGAUGACGAGGCUAGAAAAAUGCAGUACAAGAUACAGUUCCAGAGGCAAAACGUGAGCGCCGGAGGCGGAGGGAACGAAUCGGCGGCCGCAGCGACUGCAGGCUCCUUCUUGGCCAUCGUCCAAUAGAUUCUACCGACAACCAUCCAUGACCGUACAUGCUGCUUUCUCCUCCGUGCAUGCAUCCUCACCACUACCACCACCACCAACAUAAUCCCAAUUCUGUGCGUCUUAUAGUCAUCUCAUCAAUCCGUCCUUUGCAAUUUAUUGAUUUGUUUGUGGAAUAAGAAUCCUCGCCGGGCCAACGGCGAGGGCAGACGUUGACCAGCGGAGGUAAUAACACAGCAAGCAUUCACUACUAGUGGUAGAAGAGAGUCUUAGAGACAGAGAAAUAAGGAGAAUUCUGUAUUGUGGAGUAUACAUGGAAAUGUGGUAAAUCAGAACAAAAAUUGUCAAAAGAUCUCACUGUCUCAACAUCUCAAAUCUCUCUUAUCUACUUCACACUACAAUUUUAGUUCCUGUACUGUGAGAGAAAAAGUAGUAGAACAGCUUUUCUACACUGUUUCUCUCUCUGUUGAUGAUUUGAUGUGCACUGUCACAGUGAUUCUUGA